Arachis stenosperma is the source of this 2058-nucleotide messenger RNA. Its product is annotated as peptide-N4-(N-acetyl-beta-glucosaminyl)asparagine amidase A. The record is from RefSeq and is a predicted model, not a curated record. Gene Ontology annotation, cellular component: vacuole. The coding region runs from base 145 to 1986 and encodes 613 amino acids. NCBI's taxonomy places the organism in Eukaryota, Viridiplantae, Streptophyta, Magnoliopsida, Fabales, Fabaceae. The transcript is spliced from 2 exons.
UGGGAUUAAAGAACAAGAACUUACUCCAAUAGUACCCAGGUAGCAUUUAUUACCCUUUUAGUUUCUAGUUUGCUGCGAGUGUUGAGCACUAAAAACAGCCCCUUCCAACGACCAACCAAACCUAGUGAGUAACGAGUAACGAACAUGGGCACCUUCCUUUGUUUCCUCUUCCUCCUUCUACUACUCACGUACCCACCCUCAACUUCAGCCACAGUCUCACGCAUCACCCACGAAGACCGUUUUACCCUCUCCGCCUCCCUCCACCGCGGCCUCGGCAGCAGAGAGUACGUCGAAGUCAACUACCCCCCGCCGUCUUUGGACCCAACCCCAUCAUGCUCCCACAGGGUCCUCCACCACUCCUUCGGCGACACCAUCAACUCUCCACCGUACUCCACUCCUUACUCCCCUCCACCACGCUGCCCUCCCCCUUGGUCCCGCGUCCUCCUUCACUUCCACGCCUCCUCUCGCGGCGACCAGUACGACCGCAUCGCUGCCAUCUGGCUCGGCGGCGCCGAGCUCUUCCGCACAAGCACCGCCGAGCCAACCGCCUCCGGAAUCUUCUGGAACGUCCGCAAGGACAUCACCAGGUACUCUUCACUCCUUGCCAGGUCCGAUCUCGAACUCACCAUGAUGCUCGAGAACAUAAUUAACAACGAAUUCACCGGCGUUUACCACGUCACGGUUACGUUUCUCUACUACAAUGCAAACUCCGUUAAGGUUCCGUUUAGGCCAUGCGGGGGUGAAGGUCUUACUUCCAAUCGAAGGUCCAGAUCUCUCAUGAAUCGCGAUCCAGUGAUUUCUUUGGACGUAGACGAAUCGCCGGCAGAUUUGAUUAUUCCGAUCGCCGACGAUGGUGAGCGGGGGUUUUGGUUCAAGGUGGAGAACGAAAGGGACUUGCAUUCCAGAAAGAUUCGAAUUCCGCGGAACACGCACCGUGUGGUUCUUGAACUAUACGUGUCGUUUCACGGAAACGAUGAAUUCUGGUACACGAAUCCGCCGAAUUCGUACAUCAUUUCUAACGGUUUAGCGACGGAGCGCGGUAACGGUCCUUACAGGGAAGUUUUCGUGACGAUUGACGGCGAUAUUGUCGCGUGGGAGGUUCCUUUUCCGGUGAUCUUCACCGGCGGCAUCAACCCACUGUCGUGGGCGCCGGUGGUGGCGAUCGGCGCCUUUAAUCUCCCUUCGUACGACAUCGACAUUACCCCGUAUUUGGGGAAGCUUCUCGACGGAAAGGAACACAAGUUCGCAUUAGGAGUAUCUCAGGGCAUUUCAUAUUGGCUAUUGAACGCGAAUCUCCAUGUUUGGUUGGAUCAUGCAUCUAGAGUGGUUCAGGCGAGCUACCCCGCUCGACGGAGCCCUGAAACGAACAUCGAACGGCAAGAAGAGUUUCUAGGGCUCAAUGGCGAGUUUGAGGUUGAAGCAGAGAAAGAAACUAUGGUGACAGGGUGGGUUACUUCAAGUGCAGGGAAUGUGACUACUAGUAUCUCACAAAUGUUCUCGCUAAGAAACUUCAUGAAGUUUCAAGAGGACGGGACAUACAAGAUGGUGAAGCACAAGUUCAAGGCAAAGACGAAGGUGAAGGUAAAGAACAGCCAUGGCGAGAUGAUCGCGAAGCUCAAGGUUAAGCGGAAGUACCCUCUGAGGGUCAUCACAUGGACCGAGCCGAUUUUGUUUGGGGAUGAUGACACUGAUGACGACGAUGACGACGCUGAAGAUGAGAAAAGUUACAGGCUCGUCACCAAUGUUUCUCAUACUCUUGAGCAAAGCUAUGUUAGUUCGUGCAUUUCAAGGUCGAUUGAAAAUAAGCAAGAUUCAAAAGGGUGGAUGGAUGUUAAGGGUCACAAUGUUCUGUCAGGUCAAGCAAACACCAAACAGAAUUAUAGCUAUAUUGAUAGGUUUAAUUGUUACUCUCGCGAUGUUGCUGCGGCUAAUGGAAGGCUUAUUAGAGACGAGUCAAGUGUUAAAUGUGAAAAUUUUGUUAUUUAAUUUUUGCUGCCUAGCUUCUAUUGUAUUGUUUUUGGUCACAAUAUUGAGCAUCUUAUGAAUUAUGAUUAUGAA